Messenger RNA from Pogona vitticeps (central bearded dragon), 780 nucleotides. RefSeq names its product noggin-1-like. Gene Ontology annotation, biological process: dorsal/ventral pattern formation; negative regulation of BMP signaling pathway; osteoblast differentiation. The record is from RefSeq and is a predicted model, not a curated record. Lineage: Eukaryota; Metazoa; Chordata; Lepidosauria; Squamata; Agamidae.
AUGCUGCUUCUGGAACCUCGGUGCCAGAGAUGUCCUCAAGCUGGCGCAGUUUCCUUUUCUCAAAGAGGAGAGUUUACUCCCAGUGAAGCUGCUGUGCCAUCUAGUCAGAUCAGCAAGAUCAGCCAGACCGGUCUUGAUCUCCACCUCAUUCGGAGUAAACUGGGCGCUCAAGCAAAGCCCUACAGCCUGUCACUCUCCCCUGAUGACUACCACCACUAUCUACCCAAACCCAAGCGCCUGCGUACCUCCCGGCUGAUGAAACUGCUGGGCUCUUCCUAUGACCCUUUCUGGAUGUCCAUUGAGGAACCUCAAGAUCAGAAUGCAAGCCUAGAAGGACUGAGCACCCUGAACCAGGAGCUGGCUGAACAUACGAUGCAAUUUCAGAAGAAGCUCUUUCAGGAGACAGAGGGAUUAGAUCUUUCAGGACUGCUGACGUCUGAGAACAGGAUUCCUCACAACCUAAGUCAAACCAUCAUUCAUCACUUCCAGCAGUGGUUAGUGGAUACUGCUACUUGCCACCUGACCUCUUCCUGGGUGGAUAUGGGAUCCAUUUUCUGGCCCCGCUGGAUUCGUCAUACAGACUGUGACCUUACUUAUGGUGGAUGUUCUUGGCCUCGAGGCAUGACUUGCAAGCCCGCCAAGGUGACCCACAUCAGACUGUUGGCGUGGCAUUGUUGGAUAAACAGGGACCAGUCUCAGAGUCCUGGGAGGUCCCUUCAACAAUGCAAUUGGAGACAAAUCCCUUAUCCUGUUGUGGCUGCAUGCAAAUGUACCUGCUGA